AUGGCGUCUUCGCAGGACGCUUGGUAUCUAUCGUUGUUAGGGCUAGCAGAAAAUUUUCGAACCUCUAGUCCACCGAAUAUUAAGUCGUGUAUACAGUGCUUACAAGCGGUUUUUAAUUUUAAACCGCCUCCAAGGGUUGAAGCACGUACUCAUCUUCAACUUGGCAACAUCCUUCUUACGCAUACCAAAAACAUCGAUUUGGCGCGGUCUCAUUUAGAACAAGCGUGGCGAUUGAGUCAAAAUAUAAACACUUUUGAUGAUGUUAAGUUUGAAGCAGCAAGUGUAGUUGCAGAAUUAUAUGAACAACAACAGCAACCAAAUCUUAGUAAACCAAUAUUACGGAAAGCUAUAGAACUUUCGCAACAUAAUGUAUAUUGGCAUUGUAGACUUAUUUUUCAACUUGCACAAAUACAUGCAUCGGAAAAAGAUUUUGUUGCAGCUAGUAGUUUACUUGCAGUAGGUGUUGAUUAUUCUCAUAUCAGCAAUGCAAGUUAUACAAGAGUUUUGUUCUUAUUGAGUCGAUGUAUGCUUUUAUUAAUAGACAAAAAGUUUACUGAAGUUCACCCUCUUUUAAAUUCAGCUGGUCAUCAUGUUGAAAAUUGGCAGGGUAAUCCACAUCAAAAAGAAUAUUUGAAAGUAUAUUUUUUGGUACUUCAAGUAUGUCAUUAUUUAAUGGCAGGACAAGUCAAAAGUGUAAAACCUUGUUUAAAACAAUUACAACAAAGUAUACAAACUAUAAUGUCUCCUAGUUGGCCAGCAGAUGAAGUAGUUACAGGUUCAAAUAUUGGAGAUAUGUUUAUAUGGAUGCCAAAGGACCAUUUAUAUGUUUUGGUUUAUUUAGUAACAGUUAUGCAUUCAAUGCAAGCUGGUUAUAUGGAUAAAGCUCAAAAAUAUACAGAUAAAGCAUUAACUCAAAUUGAAAAACUCAAAAUUGUUGACAACAAACCAAUAUUAUCUGUUUUCCAAUUAAUGUUAUUGGAACAUAUAGUAAUGUGUCGAUUAGUGAUGGGAAACAAAAGUGUAGCUCUUGCAGAAAUUUCUCAAGCUUGUGAACUUUGUAGAAGACAACCAAGGUUACUUCAAGGUCAUAAACCACAAUUGCAUGCUUUAUUGGGAUUAUAUGCAAUGUCAAUGAAUUGUAUGGAAGCUGCAGAAGCGCAAUUUACAGCUGCUUUGAGAACAUCACAAGAAAGAGAAUUGUGGACUUUCGCGAACUUAAAUUUAGCAAUAGUAUAUCUUAGGACAAAGAGAGAUGCAGAUUUAGGUGCUUUAUUAGAACGAAUAAAUCCAGAAUCUUUACCAUCUCACUCGCAUUCUUUGAGAGCAGCAGCCUAUUAUGUUCAGGGUCUUCAAGCAUUUUUUGGAGCAAGAUACAACGAAGCAAAGAGAUACCUCCGGGAAACAUUAAAAAUGGCUAAUUCUGAAGAUUUGAAUAGACUUACUUCAUGUAGUCUUGUUCUUCUGGGACAUAUAUUUCUUUCUUUAGGAAAUAGUAGAGAAUCUAUGAACAUGGUUACACCUGCAAUGCAAUUAGCUUCUAAAAUACCUGAUGUCCAUGUACAAUUAUGGGCUACUGCUAUUCUUAAAGAUUUAUAUAGAAUUUGCGGGGAUCCGAGUCGUGAAAGUGAAGCAUAUCAAAUGCAUUGCACAUUUUCGCAAACUCUCUUAAAAGAUCAUUUUCAAAGUACGCAAAUGGGUGAACAUACUCUUAUACAAUGGACUGAUGGGCCCGUGCCUGCUUUGCCGAAUAAUCCACCACCUUCGACAUCGCAAGCAAUUCUUUAAUAAUUUCUAAAAAUUCCAUAAUUUGUAUGUGUAAAACAUGUAAGAUAUUUGGCAGAACACAGAAAUAUGUUAGGUUUGUAUAAUUUUAUUGGAUUAUAGGUUGAAUUAAAAAAUAAA
Molecule: messenger RNA, 1902 nt
Organism: Apis cerana (Asiatic honeybee)
Lineage: Eukaryota; Metazoa; Arthropoda; Insecta; Hymenoptera; Apidae
Gene: Mau2
Product: Mau2 sister chromatid cohesion factor
Biological process (GO): mitotic sister chromatid cohesion
Molecular function (GO): protein binding
Source: RefSeq, a predicted model, not a curated record